GAACAGUGCAGUGACUCCAUUGUCAGUAAGACACUUGUAUAUUUACGGAGUGGUUGAUUUCUUCAUCAAUCAAAUCCUUUGGUUUUGAAUUCAACUGCUCCACCGAUAAUAGGCCAUGGCGAAGGGGGGAAAGAAGUCUCGAGGUCGUCAGAACCCUCCUCCGGCUGCCACAGCUGUGGCGGCCACCACGAAGAAGAAGGUAAACAGUGUACUCGCUUCUUCCUCCUCGUCCACUGCUGUUUCGGAAGAUGGACUUUCUGUUGAUGACCUCCUUGGCGUUGCACCCAAACUGCUCGACGAAAUGGCCCAACCAGAAAAGCCAAGAUUCGCUGCCCCAUUCCGCAAGAACAGGGUCCCCAGCCUUGGCUUUAAGCUGUACAAGGUAGAUGGGGUUUCUCCUGGCGCUGCAGUUUGGAUUCCUGAGGAAUGCAUAAGACCCAUUGAUGCGGGCUUUACUCAAUUACUGUUCUUCCUUAAUUCUAUUUUUAACCCAUGCUGGAACUCCAUUGAUAUGAGCCUCGGAACUCUCUUCUUCCUUGAAGAGUUCCCACGCCUGUAUCAUUGGGAUGACCUAAGUGAAAGCACAUUUGAGGAGUUUAGCAGAUUGAAUCAAAUAAGGAGUCUGGAGGAUAAUGGUGAGAGAACUGAAGAACUAAAGGCUUGUAAGAGGUUGAAGAAUCCACUGCUACCAGGGAAUCACACUUUGUACAACUUCAUAGGACUUAAACCACAUAUAAAGGCAAUUGUAAUGACCUCCAAGCCUAAGUUCUUAUCAGAAACCACUAAAUGUGAGGGGAUUCUUUGGAAUCAAGAGGAAACUGAGCAGUUUAAUAAAGGAAAAAGAAGGAUUCCUAAGCUAGUGUUUAAUACUAAUCAAGCCUUGCCACCUACCCUUACUGUGGAUGCUAUCAAGACCAUACUUGCAGUAAGUCAGCCCAAGUGUAUGCCAAAUACAAAGGGAUUAAACUAUUAUUUUGAGAAACCCUUUGAGAGGGAACACAUGAGCGUUGAGAAGGCGAAUCAACUAUUUGUAGUGGAGGAAGCUAGAGAUACUGACUUAGAGGAAAAGCUAAUACACUCUGAUUUAGGUUAUCAAUUGGAGAGGGACAACCCUUCUAUUUUAGUAAAUGCUUCCACUGAAUCAAAGGAAGAAUUGUUGCAUAUCAGUUCAGACUGCCAACUGGAGGUUACUUCCUCAUGGAGGGUUAAUGAAGGUAGUCCACAAAUGGAUGCUUCACCUUACAAGUACCGAAUCAAGAAAAGAGAAAAGAUCGAACAGUCGACUAUGAUGUUAUAUGGUGGUGUAGUGCAAAUUAGCUACAGCCUUGAUGACUCUCUAGUGGUAUUAGUGGGGAAGCUACCAAAGGCAAAGGGCGAGGAUACUAUAGUGGAGAUUGCAGAUAGGAUGAAUGGGUACACUCAUUAUAUGGCACUAACUCACCCCUAUACUGCGGUAGAGGCGGCCCAAUAUUACCUCACAAUUCACGGGGUUGACUUGCAAAGGACUCUCUCCUAUCAUUCACAACUAAAUGGAUUAAGUGGAAUGCUUAGCGAGGUAGAAACUGUAAGGGAGUGGCCCGUCCCCACCAAAGAGAAAGAGUUAGUAGCAGUGGUACAUGAUGAUAUGCUGCAAACAACAAAAGUUGCAGGAUGUUAUGGGCAGCUACCAGUACACAUCCUAAAUGCUGGGCCAGUAAAAUGGGAAUGUACCGUCCUGCGAACGCCACUCCUCCGCCAGCCUUCAACGCCCUUCCUCGCCGCCGACGAACGUUCUUGCCAGCCACGCCAGCCCUCCUGCCACGCCGUCCCGCCCAGCCCCGCCAGCCACGCCGUCUUCCCCAGCCGCGCCGUCAUCUCCAGCCGCUCCACCAGCCGUCGCCCCCCGCCCACCAGCCGUCGCCACCCGUCGUUCACGCCGCUACACGCCAGCCGUUUCUCUUCCCCGUCGGACAUCCUCUGCAUCUUUGCCGUAGGCGUUUCUAGAAUGAGUCCAUUCAAAAAUCGUGAGUUGAUGUAUAAGAAAUAUGAGAGAGAAGGUGUUGUUAGUCAAGAAUGGGUGGACAGCGUGGUUGAGUUUGUAGAGUACUUUGGUCCGACUAGGAUAAACUCUGUUCUUGAAGAAGAGCCAAAUUCGACAGACAAGCACUUCUUCGAAAUGUUGAAAGCUGCUGAUACAGAUCUUUGGCCGGGGAGUUCUAAGAUGUCUCAGUUGUCUGCAGUUGCGCGCUUGUUGAAUAUUAAGUACCUCAAUCGCCUUAAAAGAAUGGUGAAAAAUAAGGCUCGCGUAGAAGGUUCCAUAGCCAAUGCGUAUUUAGUCCGAGAGGCAUCCUACUUCUGUUCUCAUUACUUUGAAGAACACGUUUACACGCGAGCAAGAAAUGUGCCUCGUAAUGACCCUGAAUCACGAGAAGGUGUUGAUGUUACAAAUCAAGAGAUUUUUGACAUAUUUCAAUCACCAGGACGGUUACAAGGGAAAAUGCGUAAAAGGCAACUUACUCCGGAGGAGCUAAAAGCCGCACACCAUUACGUACUCUUUAAUUGUCUGGAGAUUGAUCCUUAUAUUACGUUGUGCGCAAAUGAGAUUAAAGAGUCUACAUCACAGAUUAGUGAAGAAUCCCUGUUGAAACGUGUAGAGGAGACGUUUGCAAAUUAGUUCCAGAAACACGAAGAGAAUGAUAGGUCUGUCCUGGAAAUAAUCAGUGAUGUGGCCA
Molecule: messenger RNA, 2711 nt
Organism: Cuscuta campestris
Lineage: Eukaryota; Viridiplantae; Streptophyta; Magnoliopsida; Solanales; Convolvulaceae
Source: the annotation of a GenBank genome assembly